CGUACCGGAAGUGGCGACUGCUCCGCGCGGAUGGCGGCGGCGGCAACGGCGGCGAUGACGGCUUCGGGCUGCGCGGGGGCUGGGGCGGCCCGCUCCCUCUCCCGCUUCCGAGGCUGCCUGGCCGGCGCGCUGCUCGGGGACUGCGUGGGCUCCUUCUACGAGGCGCACGACACCGUCACCCUGACGUCAGUCUUGCGUCACGUCCAGAGCCUGGAGCGACCGGGCUCGCCGGGGAGCGCGCGGACAGAAGUGUUGUACUACACAGACGACACGGCCAUGGCCAGGGCCCUGGUGCAGUCCCUGCUGGCCAAGGAGGCCUUCGACGAGGUGGACAUGGCUCACAGAUUUGCUCAGGAGUACAAGAAAGAGCCCGACCGGGGUUACGGCGCUGGAGUGAUCACUGUAUUCAAGAAGCUCCUGAGCCCCAAGUGCCGUGACGUCUUUGAGCCUGCCCGGGCCCAGUUUCACGGAAAAGGCUCCUAUGGCAACGGGGGUGCCAUGCGGGUGGCCGGCAUAUCCCUGGCCUAUAGCAGUGUCCAGGAUGUGCAGAAGUUUGCCCGGCUCUCAGCCCAGCUGACACACGCCUCCUCCCUGGGUUACAACGGUGCCAUCCUGCAGGCCCUGGCUGUGCACCUGGCUUUGCAGGGGGAGUCGUCGAGUGAGCAUUUCCUCGAACAACUCCUGGGCCACAUGGAAGAGCUGGAGAGUGACGCCCAGUCUCUCUCAGAUGCCAGGGAGUUGGGCAUGGAGGAGCGUCCCUACUCCAGCCGACUGAAGAAGAUCGGCGCUCUUCUAGAGCAGGACUCUGUCACCAGAGAGGAGGUGGUGUCUGAGCUAGGCAAUGGCAUUGCUGCUUUUGAAUCUGUGCCCACUGCCAUCUACUGCUUCCUGCGCUGCAUGGAGCCUGACCCCGAGAUCCCCUCUGCCUUCAACAGCCUCCAAAGGACUCUUAUCUAUUCCAUCUCGCUCGGGGGGGACACAGACACCAUUGCUACCAUGGCUGGGGCCAUUGCUGGGGCCUACUAUGGGAUGGAACAGGUGCCAGAGAGCUGGCAGCAAAGUUGUGAGGGCUAUGAGGAGACAGAUGUCCUGGCCCAGAGCCUGCACCGUCUCUUCCAGAAGAGUCCAUGAGGGCCUCAGCUGCCAGGACUCCGCCGUGUCCAGCCGGCCCAGCUGCAGCUCAGACUGGAGAUGCUGUGGUUCCUUGGGCACGGUCCGUGCCUCCGUCAUCCUGCAGUGGGGUGGAGCACACGGCUGGGCCGGGGUCCUGGGGGAGGUGAUCAGACAGCGAGUGGAGGACUGGUACCUCCCUGGUGCUGGGUUCCGGGCUCACUGCCGAGCCUGGGGCCUUCCUGGCUCCCUGGGCAGAGGGGAGGGAUUAGGACAGGUUUUAUUUUGGAAGGGUACCCGUGGCAUUUUCCUGUCUUACCCAAGACGUGGGAUUCCGGGGGGUGGGGAGGGGGCAGAAAUGAUCGGCAGCGGCGCUGCUACUUCUUGUUGAGAUGUGGCCAGUCUGCCAGAAAGCACGGCUCUGGCUGGGUGGAGCCCUGGGCAAUAGUAUGUUCACGUGGGUUGGGGAAACCAGCCCUGGCAUCCAGCUGAUCUAGAUGCACACCUGGCCCUUGGCUGUCAUGGGGCGUGUCAACAGCUUCUGGUGGAAGUCACAGCAAUAAAACAGUUUUUGGUAAAUCCUG
Molecule: messenger RNA, 1694 nt
Organism: Lutra lutra (Eurasian river otter)
Lineage: Eukaryota; Metazoa; Chordata; Mammalia; Carnivora; Mustelidae
Gene: ADPRS
Product: ADP-ribosylserine hydrolase
Cellular component (GO): nucleus; mitochondrion
Source: RefSeq, a predicted model, not a curated record